AUGUCUAAUGUCAAUAAAAUCUGUCAUUGUCAUAUUUGUUACCAAUAGUGGAAGACCGAUUUUUUAUAAAUGCGAAACGUUAUUUGUCGAUAUAAGUCGUGUUAUCGUAUAAUAAACUUGGUACAAAUAUGUAAUAGAAUCUCAGUUAUGGAAUAAUCGUAAUACUACCAUAUAUACAGCUCUUGAAAACGUUCCACCUUCGGCUAAUCCAUUCACUUUCUCGAAUCACGAUCUGGAAUCUUUCUACCACGAACAUUCUCCAGGGAAGCUAAAGUAAAUACAAUUAUGUCUUCUUUACCAAUUGUGUCGAUUACCCGGCGUGAAACUUUCAGUUCUUGUCACAGACUUCACAGCCCAUUCCUGAAUGAUGAAGAGAAUAAGAAGCUUUAUGGAAAAUGUAACAACCCAAAUGGUCAUGGUCACAACUAUGUUGUACUGGUAACUGUGAAGGGCCCUGUCGACCCUCAAACAGGCAUGGUAAUGAAUGUCCAUGAUCUCAAACAGUAUAUGCAAAUGGCCAUCAUGGAUCCAUUGGACCACAAGAACUUAGACCAGGAUGUACCUUACUUCAAAGCUGUGGUAAGCACAACUGAAAACUUAGCUAUAUUCAUAUGGGAUCAGCUCCAGAAAGUGAUGGAGAAGCCCCAGUUACUGCACGAAGUUAAGAUUUUGGAGACUGAAAAGAACCACGUGGUGUACCGCGGCGGUACGACCUUCCCGCGCAAGAAAUACAACUCCUCAAGCCUGCAUCCCAACCCCAACCAUCAUGACGUUUCGUCCGACUCUGACUGAUAUUUAACAAAAUUAUGACGAUUUAUAAGGGCGGUGGUUUUGACAAAAGAUAACGAUCGUUAUGUUUUACCGAUAAACAGACAAUCUUCGGUACUAUCUGCUUCCACCAAAGUGAUAUUGGCGGAAUAGCUUACUAAUUAAUCCAGUUGGCAUUAAUCAAAGAAGUGCUACUUGUGCGAUUAUAACUAAAUUAACUGUUAAAAUUUUAUCAAACUUAUGUUGAUCAUCGCCCCUAGACGCCUUUAUAUUGCCAUUAUUGCCAAUGUAAUUUUUAUAACUAUUUUUCUAUAUGUGCUUUAUGUAAAUUUAAGAAAAGGCAUUCCAUAGUAGCAUCUAUUUUAUAAGUGUAUUUACAUGAUUGUGUACUAUCUAUCUUCUCAAUUCACCUUGAUAACAAUUAACAUUGUAAUGAUGUUACCUAACCACUAUUUUGUUACUUAAGAAAAACAUUCUUAAGAGACUAAAUACUGAAUAGGUACUGUAUACAGUGUUUAUUGGGGAGGCCCUAUAAAGUUUAAUAAAGUAUAUUCAGUUUAA
Manduca sexta (tobacco hornworm) is the source of this 1329-nucleotide messenger RNA. It is a transcript of the gene purple, whose product is annotated as 6-pyruvoyl tetrahydrobiopterin synthase. Gene Ontology annotation, cellular component: mitochondrion. Gene Ontology annotation, molecular function: 6-pyruvoyltetrahydropterin synthase activity. Gene Ontology annotation, biological process: tetrahydrobiopterin biosynthetic process. The coding region runs from base 286 to 792 and encodes 168 amino acids. The transcript is spliced from 4 exons. NCBI's taxonomy places the organism in Eukaryota, Metazoa, Arthropoda, Insecta, Lepidoptera, Sphingidae. The record is from RefSeq and is a predicted model, not a curated record.